Molecule: messenger RNA, 785 nt
Organism: Bombyx mandarina (wild silkworm)
Lineage: Eukaryota; Metazoa; Arthropoda; Insecta; Lepidoptera; Bombycidae
Source: RefSeq, a predicted model, not a curated record
AUGAAGUUAAAGACAGAAUACACUAAAGUGAUGCAAGAAUAUAUUGAAUUGAAUCAUAUGGAAGAAGUACCAGAAGAAGAAUUAGGGAAACCCUCUGUCUACCUUCCUCAUCAUGCAGUUGUAAAGGAUACAAGUGAGACUACCAAAAUAUUGGUUACCAAACAGGAUGCAGAUUACCAACGAAUUUUGUGGAGAAUUGAUCCAAAUCUUAAAGUCAAAGAUUACAGAUUGCUUCGGGUAACAUUUGGAAUUGCUUCAGCUCCGUUCCUUGCUGUAAGAACUCUACAACAAGUUGCAGAAGAUGAAGGCAAAGAUUUCCCUGAAGCAACUAGAAUGAUUAAGGAAGACUUCUGGAUGGAUGACUUAUUAUCUGGUAACGAUACAGUAAGUGAAGCCAUUGAAUCAGCGAGAAGUGUUAGUGACAUCUUGAAUCGUGGCGGUUUCAAAUUACAAAAAUGGUCUUCUAACAGUAUUGAAUUUAUGAAAAAUAUUUCACCUACAGAAAGAAGUACAUUGAUAAAUGUGGAUAUGAACCUGGGAGGAACUGUUAGAACAUUGGGGUUAUCAUGGAAUAUAGGAGAUGAUAUGCUACAGUAUAAUCUUAAUUUGCCAGAAGUGCCACUUACCAUUACUAAGAGAAGUAUACUUGCUGAGAUACAACGCUUAUUUGAUCCACUUGGUUGGAUAGCACCUGCCUUGUUAACUGGAAAACUAAUAAUACAAAGACUAUGGUUGAAAAGACUUACCUGGGAUGAAGAAGUAGACUCUGAAACUAAAAGAGAUUG